AUCAUUGCAUGUGGCCACACAUGGCUUCCCCCUUCCACAAUACAAUAUUGCACAUCAUUGCCCUUCGAAAUUUCUUUACGCAAAAUGUACGCGAACCUUCCAACCAACCACCCCUCCUCCCCCUCCAAUCGCAUUUCCAUUAUUCUUUGCACAGUCCUCAUGAUCACGACAACAAUACCCAAAUACAGUAAUCAAUAUACGCGUCCAUGGUUCUCUGUUUCCUCCUCCCUUCCCCCUUCCAAUUAAUUCUCCCCAUAUUAAAACUUCAACAACCCAGCCAAAUCUCAUUCCUCCCUGCCCCGCCCAUCGCACCCCACAGUUCCUCGAUUCACUACUACCGAUAUGUUUCCUCUCCGCCCGGCUUUCACGGUCACCCUCCUCGUCUUGGCUUCUCUGUUUCUCACUCCUAUCCAGGCCAUUCGACCGUUUCCCAACACAAGACUGAUUGCAGACCCAUUACGGCCGUUUGCGGAAGCGCCCGACUUUCGAAACGGCCCCGAAUGUCCAGUUUCGCCGGGGGCGAAGACCGCAGACCCGGCCUGCGCUGACCCCUCCUUCGUUCACAUCGCAAUGACGCUUGAUUUGGAGUACUUGAGAGGCUCUGUCGCCGCCGUUCACUCCAUUCUCAAACAUACUUCCUGCCCUGAAUCAAUCUUCUUCCACUUCGUCGCCUCCGAUUCGGCGCCGGCGAAACCCGCCCAGCUUGCUCGGAUCAUCCGUUCCACAUUCCCUUCUUUGAAUUUCAAAGUCUACGCGUUCGAAGAACGCCUCGUCAACAAUCUAAUCUCCUCCUCUGUUCGUCAAGCUCUGGAAAAUCCCCUAAACUACGCGAGAAGCUAUUUGGGAGAAAUCCUCGAAACCUGCGUUAACCGCGUGAUCUACUUAGACUCCGACGUCAUCGUCGUCGACGACAUCCGGAAUCUAUGGAGUGUGCCCCUAACUGGGUCGAAGGUAAUCGGAGCGCCGGAGUACUGCGGAGCUAACUUCACGAAGUACUUUUCCGGCGAGUUCUGGUCGGAGCGGAGGUUUAAGGAGGUUUUUGCGGGGAAGAAGGCGUGUUAUUUCAACACGGGUGUGAUGGUGAUGGAUUUGCGGCGGUGGAGGGAUGGGGAUUGCAGGAGGAGAAUCGAAGAGUGGAUGGAGAUUCAGAAGGAACAGAGGAUUUAUGAAUUGGGUUCUCUUCCGCCAUUUUUGCUGGUUUUCGGCGGCGAGGUUGAGGGGAUUGAUCACAGAUGGAACCAGCAUGGGCUUGGGGGAGACAAUGUGGUGAGCAGUUGCAGGGAAUUGCAUCCGGGGCCGGUGAGCUUGCUGCAUUGGAGUGGGAAAGGGAAGCCAUGGGCGAGGCUGGAUGCAGGGGAGCCCUGCUCUGUUGAUCGUUUUUGGGCUCCUUAUGAUCUUUACAGACACAGGGCACUGGGAUCUUCAUCUCCAUUCUCCAUCGCCAGUAGCUAAUGGAGAGAUUACCAUUAUGCUGCAAUUGAUUGAGUUCAUUUUUUUUGUUUUUUUUUUUUUUAUUUGUUGAUUUUUUCAUGAUGUUGGACAGUAUUCUUUUUGUAAAUGAAACAAGGAAUAGAUACAAAGAAUGAAGAAGAGUUUUUGUUUUUAUCCA
Messenger RNA from Malania oleifera, 1609 nucleotides. Its product is annotated as probable galacturonosyltransferase-like 10. Gene Ontology annotation, cellular component: Golgi apparatus. The record is from RefSeq and is a predicted model, not a curated record. The transcript has a single exon. Bases 343 to 1452 code for a protein of 369 amino acids. Lineage: Eukaryota; Viridiplantae; Streptophyta; Magnoliopsida; Santalales; Ximeniaceae. Gene Ontology annotation, molecular function: glycosyltransferase activity.